Molecule: messenger RNA, 2371 nt
Organism: Malania oleifera
Lineage: Eukaryota; Viridiplantae; Streptophyta; Magnoliopsida; Santalales; Ximeniaceae
Product: pentatricopeptide repeat-containing protein At1g10910, chloroplastic
Exons: 11
Coding region: 78-2048 (656 amino acids)
Molecular function (GO): protein binding
Source: RefSeq, a predicted model, not a curated record
AGGCUCUAUAAUUUGCUUUGAACCAGGUGAGCAAAGCCAGCGUAAGCACCCGGAAUCCAUUCGGACUUGGAAGAUAAAUGGAGGUUUGUGCAUUCGGGAGUGGGUUUAUCCAUGUCCUUAUCCCUCCGUCGCCCAUUGCUUAUCCACCUUCUUAUCCGACCAGACUCAAGAACUCUCUUCUCAUCUCUGCAACUACUGCUCUCUCAGAGUCUCGCGCUGAACCUUCCAACGUUUCUACCGCGUCCCACAACUUUCACCCAAUUUCCUACGCAAGAAGACAAGCCAUUGUUAUUGAAAUUCAACAGUCUUCCGACUUGGAUUCUGCUCUUUCCAGGUCAGGAAGGAUGCUGAAGGUGCAAGAUUUGAAUGCUCUUUUGCGCCAUUAUGGGAAAUUAGACAGAUGGCAGGAUCUUUCUCAGCUCUUUGAGUGGAUGGAAAGGCAUGGAAAGAUAAGCAUCGCCUCUUAUAGCAGUUACAUAAAGUUAAUGGGGAAAAGCAUCAAUCCAGCUAAGGCCUUAGAAAUUUACAAUAGCAUAGAAGAUAAAUCAAUCAGAAAUAAUGUCAUCGUCUGCAAUUCUGUUCUCGGUUGUUUGAUCAAGAAUAACAAGUUUGAGAGCGGCAUCAAAUUAUUUAAUCAAAUGAAGCGGAGUGGUAUAAGACCAGAUGCUGUUACGUACAGUACGCUACUUGCAGGCUGCAUGAAAGUCGAACAUGGAUACUCUAAGGCACUAGAGCUGGUUCAGGAGCUGGAAUAUAAUGGGCUGCGCAUGGAUAGUGUGAUAUAUGGCACUCUUUUAGCCGUUUGUGCUUCAAAUAAUCGAUCAAAGGAGGCAGAGUGCUACUUUCAACAAAUGAAGGAUGAGGGUCACACUCCUAAUGUUUUCCACUACAGCUCUUUGCUCAAUGCUUACUCUACAGAUGGAAACUACAGAAAAGCUGAAGCAUUGAUUGAAGAAAUGAAAUCUGAGGGGUUAGUACCAAAUAAGGUUAUUUUGACAACAUUAUUGAAGGUAUAUGUUAGAGGGGGUUUGUUUGAAAAAUCAAGAAAGCUAUUAACUGAACUGGAAACUUUGGGCUAUGCUGAAGAAGAGAUGCCAUACUGUUUAUUGAUGGAUGGCCUUUCUAAGGCUGGGCAUGUACAUGAAGCUAAAUCAAUUUUUUAUGAAAUGAAGCAAAAACAUGUGAAAUCGGAUGGCUAUUCCCAUUGUAUCAUGAUUUCAGCAUUUUGCCGAGGGAAGCUCUUUGAGGAGGCAAAACAAUUGGCUGAGGAAUUUGAAACCAUGUAUUACAAAUAUGAUGUGGUUACAUUGAAUACAAUGCUCUGUGCCUUCUGCAGAGCAGGUGAGAUGGAGUGUGUGAUGCGAACGCUGAGGAAAAUGGAUGAGUUGGCAAUUACUCCUGAUAGGAAAACCUUCCAUAUUCUAGCUAAGUAUUUCUGCAAGGAGAAGUUGUACCUACUUGCUUAUCAGACCUUGGCUGACAUGCACAGUAAAGGGCACCAACUAGAGGAGGAACUUUGUUCCUCCUUAAUUUUUCAUCUUGGUAAAAGUGGCUCUCAUUCUGAAGCAUUUUCUGUUUACAAUAUGUUGAGAUACAGCAAGAGAACAAUGUGUAAGGCUCUCCAUGAGAAGAUUCUACACAUUCUUAUAGCAGGGAGGCUUCUCAAAGAUGCAUAUGUUGUAGUCAAAGACAAUGCAGGGUUGAUCUCUCUGGCUGCUAUCAAGAAGUUUGUUACUGCAUUUGUAAAGUUUGGCAAUAUUAAUUUGAUAAAUGAUGUAAUUAAGGCUGUCCACAGUUCUGGCUAUAAAAUUGAUCAGAAACCAUUUCAGAUGGCCACAACACGUUAUAUUGCACACCCUGAAAAGAAGGAAUUGCUUCUCCAGUUGCUGCAGUGGAUGCCUGGCCAAGGCUAUCUUGUUGAUUCAUCCACAAGAAACCUAAUCCUCAAGAACUCGCACUUAUUUGGUCGCCAACUCGUUGCUGAGGUAUUAUCCAAACAACAUAAGAUAUCAAAAGCAUUGAGAUCUCAUCAGAUGAAGGGUCAAUGAAAUUGGAAGCAAAAAAGUUGCCAGUGAAGCCAUUUUCUUGUAAGAUAAAGAGUGGUUUGAUGCUUAUUGAAUUCCAAGCAUGACACUGACAAUGAAACUGGUCUGUCUCAGUUUCGCUUCUGUAAUGUUAGAAUUUAUUGUUAUUAAAACCCUAUCUUUUAUCAGGUUUCAGUAAACUGAUUCAAAUGGGCAGCCGGAGGAUUGGAUGAUUUGGAGUAUGAUGCAUAUAAUGUGAUUAAAAAUGCUCCUCUAAAAAACAUGUGUAUGCAUUUUGUAAGUGAUACUGAUCAUAUGAUUUAUAAAUGAAGCCACAGUUUUUAACA